Molecule: messenger RNA, 2698 nt
Organism: Phycodurus eques (leafy seadragon)
Lineage: Eukaryota; Metazoa; Chordata; Actinopteri; Syngnathiformes; Syngnathidae
Gene: hars
Product: histidyl-tRNA synthetase
Exons: 13
Coding region: 845-2401 (518 amino acids)
Biological process (GO): histidyl-tRNA aminoacylation; mitochondrial translation
Cellular component (GO): mitochondrion; cytoplasm
Molecular function (GO): ATP binding; histidine-tRNA ligase activity; identical protein binding
Source: RefSeq, a predicted model, not a curated record
GAUGUUAUGCGACGUCUAAGUGGCCUUUCGUGGGAAAGUCCACGACAACGUGGGAGGGAAUGGAACUGGAAGCUCGUCGCUUUUUUCGACGUACAUGACUGAAGUCCAAACAAAACGGCGUUCGUUCGUUGAGGCUUUUUUUUUGGCUCACUUGGCGCGGAAAGGUCAGACGUGCUCGCAGUAGCGAGUCGUCUUCUCCAAAAUAGGAGGGCAUGCAAAUGUUGCCUUCAAUCGAGGCUGACGCAAUAGCCGAGUCACGCGGCAUUAUAUACAGCAUACACAUAUUCAAAUACGGAGAUCAUCAUCAUCAUCAUAAAAUACACCCAUAACCUAAAGUGGUUAAACUAACCAGCCUCCAAUAGUCCUUUUGCGACUUAGUUUGACUGCUGUUGAGACUGAAGCUUGGGGACUGUUGACAAAGUGCUAAUGUACUCGAAUGUACUCGCCAAUGCUGCUGUGCGAUGGUACAGACGUUGGAUUACAUUUAGCUCAGGACUGUCUGUAUGUGGACGGAUGCUUUGAUUGACUUGGUCCAUCUUAUGUUCUGUUCUCCUCAACUGGGGUGAUGAUGAUGAUGAUGAUGAUGCGUCGUCAUGCACCGCCACCCCAAGUGAUAGGGUUGCUUACCACUUUUCUCCUGUUCUUCCGGCCUGACCUUUGGUAUCCUGUUGGCGACGUCACCAAACACGUGACCAUCCACGGACUACGUUGUACCCGCCGGCUCCCUCGACAUUCAUCGCUUCGAAUGGCUUUUGGGCCGGCGACCACGAUACCACUGGGUGAUGCGCUCUCAUUAAACUUCGGUUGUUAUUUUUGAUACGGUUUGUGUCCUCUCUGCUACUGGAUGAACAUGCUUGCCGUAUUUGUCCGGACUCGCUCUGCUAUGGUUGGCCUCCAACUUGCAAACCGUCUCCAAUCUCGAUGUUCGUUUAUGGGAAACACUGUGGCACAGGUCGAUAAAGAAAUUGCCAAACUUCUAAAGCUGAAGGCACAAUUGGGAGAAGAUGAUGGAAAACAUCAGUUUGUUCUCAAAACAGCUAAGGGGACGAGAGACUACAGCCCAAAGCAGAUGGCAAUCAGAGAGAGUGUUUUUCACACCAUCAUCAGUUGCUUCAAACGUCAUGGAGCGGAAACAAUCGACACACCAGUUUUUGAACUCAAAGAGACCCUGACAGGGAAGUAUGGAGAAGACUCCAAGCUCAUUUAUGACCUUAAAGACCAAGGAGGAGAGCUGCUGUCCCUCAGAUAUGACCUCACCGUGCCAUUUGCUCGCUACCUGGCGAUGAACAAGAUCACCAACAUCAAGCGAUAUCACAUUGCUAAGGUCUACCGCCGAGAUAACCCUGCUAUGACCCGUGGACGCUAUCGAGAGUUUUACCAAUGUGAUUUUGACAUUGCCGGGCAGUAUGAUAGCAUGGUUCCAGAUGCUGAGUGCUUGAGGAUUGUCCACGAAAUCCUCAGUGAGCUGGACCUUGGGGACUUCCGCGUCAAGGUCAACGACAGGCGCAUCCUUGAUGGGAUGUUUGCCGUGUGCGGCGUUCCAGAUGACAUGUUCCGCACCAUCUGUUCAACAGUCGACAAACUGGACAAGAUGCCAUGGGAGGAUGUGAAGAGAGAGAUGGUGAAUGAGAAAGGCUUGUCAGAGGAGGCUGCUGACCAGAUUGGGAAAUACGUCAGUAUGCAGGGUGGGAUGGACUUGGCAGAGCGCCUCCUUCAGGACCAGAAAAUGUCUCAGAGUAAGCAAGCUUGUGCAGGUCUAUCAGACAUAAAACUGCUCUUCAGCUACUUGCAACUUUUUCAGGUUACAGACAAGGUGGUGUUUGACCUCAGUCUUGCACGGGGUCUGGACUAUUACACAGGAGUCAUAUAUGAAGCAGUGCUGUGUCAGGCAGGUGCAGAGUCCUCCUCCACUCAAGUUCAAAAUAGCGCCCCUACUGAUGAAUGUGUUAGUGUGGGCAGUGUUGCUGGAGGGGGACGCUAUGAUGGAUUGGUUGGCAUGUUUGACCCCAAUGGUAAGAAAGUGCCAUGUGUGGGCGUCAGCAUCGGCAUUGAGAGAAUCUUCUCUUUCAUGGAGCAAAAAGCUGAGGCUUUAGCGUUGAAGAUACGCACAACUGAGGUGCAGGUGAUGGUGGCAUCUGCGCAGAAGAACUUGAUGGAGGAGAGGCUCAAACUUGUCACUGAACUUUGGAAUGCUGGAAUCAAGGCAGAAGUGAUGUACAAGAAGAACCCCAAAUUACUCAGUCAGCUGCAGCACUGCGAGGAUUCAGGGAUCCCCCUUGUGGCCAUACUUGGUGAACAGGAGCUACGAGAUGGUGUGGUCAAGCUCCGUGUUGUGGCCACGAGAGAGGAGGUUGAUAUUUCAAGAGCCGAUCUUGUCGACGAGAUCCGGAGGAGGACCUGAGACCUGAGGCCUAAUUCAGCCACAAAUGCAUCGUGGGUUGCCUGCACCUUUACUGGUCUUUUUUUAUUUGUAAUUUUUUUAAAUUUUGUUGCCCUGCCCUCAUGUUUUUGAUGAAUGCAUCAUGGAUCAUAAUCAAUGUCCAUCUAUCAUUUACCGCUUCACAACUCUUGGAUCUCUUGGAAAUCUGUUGUUGGAGUCUAUAAGGUACUCUUAAUGGAGAUGUUGAAAUUAAGUGUUCAAAACCAUGCUGAUGUGACUUAACAUUUGUGACAUGCUGAAUAAAACUAUUUAAGGUGA